CACUUUACUGUUGUGCAAAGGGGAAUGAAAACUUUAAUGUGUUUAACCCUUUUUUUCUGUCUCUCGGGUUCUGUAAGGAGUGAGGUGACCUUCCCUUUUAGGAGAUACAGUAAACCACCCAAACAAGAUGACUUUGAGAGUAAGACAGUGGCGGAAACGCCAAAGAGAACUGGAUCAACUGCUACGUUAUUCUGACAGUGAUGGUGAACAAGAGGGCAUUAAAAACGUCCCAAGUGUGCCUGGGACUCCAAGUAGUUGCAACAGUGAUAAUGUGCCUGGCACCCCAGAUAGGGUAAUGAGUGACAAUGCUCUUGAGACAUCAGAUGACUUUGACACUGAUGUGGACUACUGGUCUACUGACUUGGAACAGGAACCAAAUGAAGCUGAAGUGACCAGCUUUGAAGACGAACUGAGACAGUGGGCCUUAGAGUACAAAGUGACACACAGAGCGCUUAAUGGUUUGUUAUCCAUAUUAAGAAAGCAAGGGCACCUAUUGCCUGUGGAUUGUCGGACACUCCUUGCUACACCGCAGCAUAACACAACAGAGCCUAAAUGUGGUGGUCAGUACAAGUACUACGGCUUAGAAAAGGGUAUCUGCCGUUACUUAAGUCAGAUGGAGAGUAAUGAUGUGCACCUCAGCGUAAACGUUGAUGGCAUCCCACUUUUCAGAAGUAGUGGUGUCCAAUUCUGGCCAAUACUGGUGAAGUGUGGCCAUUUUGAUCCAUUCAUUGUAGCCAUGUUUAGUGGACAAAGUAAGCCAAAUCCUCUUGAGAACUAUUUAAAAGACUUUGUGUCUGAAUACAAACAUCUCAAGGACAAUGGUAUAGUUUUUAAAGGCCAGACUUACACUGUCAAUAUUGAUGCUCUGAUCUGUGAUGCACCAGCAAGGGCAUUUCUGAAAUGUAUUAAGGGUCAUACUGCCUAUGAGAGUUGUGAACGAUGUUUAGUCAGAGGUACUUGUGUUGAGAGAAGAAUAGUUUUCAGUGAACAGGUAAGCACUUCUCGAACAGAUGAUGGUUUCUCCAGAGUGGAGUACAGUAACCACCAAACUGGUAUCAGCCCCUUCAUUGCUGCUGGAAUUCCUUGCGUUAGCUCAUUUGUCUUGGAUUAUAUGCACAUUGUCUGCUUGGGAGUAGUUAGGCGCCUGUUAAUUUACUUGACUCGAGGCCCAAAAGUCUGUCGUUUAUCUGUGGAAAGCCACUGA
Messenger RNA from Alosa alosa (allis shad), 1204 nucleotides. RefSeq lists its product as uncharacterized. The coding region runs from base 128 to 1204 and encodes 358 amino acids. NCBI's taxonomy places the organism in Eukaryota, Metazoa, Chordata, Actinopteri, Clupeiformes, Clupeidae. The record is from RefSeq and is a predicted model, not a curated record. The transcript has 3 exons.